AUGGCUUCCCACGUCAAGCCCGACAUCAUUUUGUAUGACUUGGCCUGCACCAAGAGCGUCAGCUUCUCUCCCGUUGUCUGGCGCAUUCGCCUCAUGCUCAAUUAUAAGAAUAUUCCUUAUAAAACCAUAUUCCUCGAGUUUCCAGACAUUGAGCCCACGCUUAAGGAACUUGGCCUGGUUCCGGGAGAAUCCACAUCAGGACCCAAAUACACUGUCCCCGCAAUUCAACAUGUGCCAACCAGCACAUACAUUAUGGACUCACUUCCGAUCGCACAGUUCCUAGAAUCGACCUACCCAGUCCCACCCGUACCACUGACAUCAGAACUCGGUCGGGAGAUCGAGACCAAGGCACGUAGUGUGCUCGGCAAAGCCAUCUACUCGUCAGUGAUGCCGCGCGAGAUCCGCAUCUUGUCGCCGCGCUCGCAGGAGUAUUUCCGACGCACACGCGAAGCCUCCCUUGGUCAUCGUCUCGAGGAUCUGCUUGAUGGGGACAAGGAGGACCGGGUCUGGGACGGUGUUAGUGAAGUUUUGGGCGCUGUUGGCGACCUGAUACGGACGCACAAUGCGGACGGUCCGUUUUCUACUAGAGUGGUUGAUGAGGGGGUGUUUCAGAGGAUCAUCAAGUACCCUGGUUAUGGGGAGGUUUAUGAGGCUUGGCAAGAUGGCCGAGUUGGUCUAAGGCGCACGGUUCAGGUCCACCUGAUCCCGAUGGUAUACAACUGUCUCCGUGUCUCGAAAGGGGCGUGGGUUCAAAUCCCACUCUUGUCAUAA
Molecule: messenger RNA, 771 nt
Organism: Penicillium mononematosum
Lineage: Eukaryota; Fungi; Ascomycota; Eurotiomycetes; Eurotiales; Aspergillaceae
Product: glutathione S-transferase family protein
Exons: 4
Coding region: 1-771 (256 amino acids)
Source: RefSeq, a predicted model, not a curated record